UUUGUCCUAUAACAGAAACUUGGUUCUCUGUUCUUCUUCUUCCCUUGCAAGUUGCUACACGCUCAUUAGAUUACCUUGCUCCAUCCUCCUACUAAAUUCAUCUAUCCAAAUUUCCUUGGAUUUCAAUUUUUCAAUUGAGCGUUGAGAUUCAAGGACAUCUAUCAAAUAUCUAACUUUUCAAAUCUUAAAAUUUUCAUCUUGUUGGGUUUUCGAUUUUUCCCCAAAUUUCCUUGCCUUUCAUCAUCCCACUCAUUUUCUUCAUUUGGGUAUCUUUUGAAAAUGGGCAAAAAUCAAGCUUACAAAUCUAUGCAAAGAGCCAGGGUGGGAUCCAGCACCGCUGCUCCUGAUGAAAUUGAAGAUGGCAUGGUGGAUGGUUCAUUUCAUACACCAGAGUGGCAUGCUGCUCGGUUGGCAAGCUUGAACACCUCGCACACAGUCACAUGGGAAGAGUUCAAACAGAAGCAGAAGGAGGAUGCAUUGAAAAGGGGUGAACUAGAAGCUGAUAAAGACAGAAUGAUGAGAGAAUACAGAGCUCAAUUAGAUGCCGAAAGAGAGCGGAAACUUUCUCAAGGAAGAAAUCAUUCGAGUAGCAAAUCAAAACACAGAAAAGAUAAAGAAAAGAGUUCCAAGAGGCGUAACAGCAAAAAGAGAAAGCACUCGCGGAGAAAAUCUUCAGAUUCAAGCUCCUCAAGCUCUUCUGAAUAUUCAAGCAGUGAUGACGAAGAAAGAGAAUCAAGAAGGUCAAAAUCUAGGUCUAAGAAAACGAGGAAGGAAAGGAAGCAUAGGUCUAGAAGUAAGAAUUGUAGUAGUGAUGACGAGGCGGAUGGCCCUUUGCCGCUUUCUAGGUUCUUUGGCAGCGUAAAGAGCUCGUGAACCAAAGUAGAAGAGCAUUUCCGAACUGCUAACAUUUUAGUUAACCUGUAAGUGUAUGUAUCUUUAGACAGAAAGAGAAGUGGGAAUUAUUUAACAUGUCUAUAUACCAUCUUGUGCUGUCUGUGGGUGGAUAUUGAAGCAGACAUGAAUUACUCCCUCAAAACUGUUGAUUUUUCUCUAUUUAUCCCCAAGAAAUAAUGGUAAUUGGCUACUCUUUUGAGUC
Molecule: messenger RNA, 1096 nt
Organism: Amaranthus tricolor (Joseph's coat)
Lineage: Eukaryota; Viridiplantae; Streptophyta; Magnoliopsida; Caryophyllales; Amaranthaceae
Exons: 5
Coding region: 280-873 (197 amino acids)
Source: RefSeq, a predicted model, not a curated record